Hibiscus syriacus is the source of this 1272-nucleotide messenger RNA. RefSeq lists its product as uncharacterized. The record is from RefSeq and is a predicted model, not a curated record. Lineage: Eukaryota; Viridiplantae; Streptophyta; Magnoliopsida; Malvales; Malvaceae. The transcript has 2 exons. The coding region runs from base 17 to 985 and encodes 322 amino acids.
UAUUAUUAUUAUUAUUAUGGAUCCUUCUUCAUGCACCAGUACUUCUUCUGUAAAUGGAUUCUACAACUUGCUGAACCGAGGGCUUGAAGAACUCGAUUGCUCCUUCGUUUCUUGUAACUUGUUAUCGAUCCAGUUCCUCCAAAAGAUCUUAUCUUCGCUUCGAUCUUUUCAUUCCCAGUUGACCCUCUUGGUCCAAAAGCUUCAUCUUCCUGUAGGAGAAAAAUGGCUCGAUGAAUACAUGGAUGAAAGCUCUAGGCUUUGGGAUGCUUGUCUUUUGCUCAAAUCUGGCAUUUCUGGGAUUGAAAGUUAUUGUUCCUCGGCUACCAAUAUUGCUUCUUCUCUUGAUCAUCGUCUCCACUUCAACCUACAGUUCUCUCGCCAGGUGAUACGAGCAAUAGUGGGGUGCCAAAGGGAAAUUGUGGGGCUAGAAGAGGAGAACAGGAACCUAAUAGAAACAAGAGCAAGGCAACUAUCACUUCGAUUCGACGAAAAAGUCACCGUCGAAUCGAAGCUGAACGGUUUCAACGGCUUCCGAGGCGUUCUCUACGCAAUGAGGAACGUCAGUUCAUUGAUCCUAAUGAUCCUCCUCAGCGGUCUCGUGUACUACUGCCCGGAACUGAGCUUCGUCCACGCCGAACACGAAGGACACAUGAUAUUCGGGUCACCGUUCAUGGUCUCCAUAUCGAGGCUCCACCAAAGAGUAUCCAAUGAAAUGUAUCAAAACGGCGGCCAACAAGCCGGGAUCAUGUUAUACGAAUUCCGAGAAGCAAAGGUGGCCAUGGAAGAGCUGAGGGAGGAAAUUGAAAGGAUGGUGAAUUACGGAUCAUUGGAAAGCGAAAUAAUCCGAGACAAGAUCGACAACUUGAACAGUUGCUUCGGGUUAUUGAGAUGUGGGGUGGAGACUAUAAUUGGACAAAUCGAUGAUUUCUUUGAUGAAAUAGUUGAAGGGAGGAAAAAGCUUCUGGACAUGUGCACUCAUAGGUAAGUUUAACUUUGUGUACAUGUGAAAGCUGUACUAGUAAUUUAAAAAGUUUAAAAAAAAAACAGAGAGAGAAAGAGAACCAGUUGUUAAAGUGGCAUCAUGUCACUCAAUUUCUUCGUUUUUUUUAAUAUUUUCUUCGUUUGGCCCACUUUUGUUUUUCAACCUAGUUUGUUCAUGUUUGAAGUCAAGUGUUUGCAGCUGCAAUAGUUCUUGAAGAAAACUCUUUUCUGAUGAAAACCCAGAAAAGGAAAUGCCUUAGGGGACAGGAGAAUAUGAUUCUUGAAGAUAAA